Messenger RNA from Neocloeon triangulifer, 931 nucleotides. RefSeq names its product EKC/KEOPS complex subunit TP53RK (gene Prpk). Bases 165 to 893 code for a protein of 242 amino acids. Gene Ontology annotation, cellular component: nucleus; EKC/KEOPS complex; cytosol. The record is from RefSeq and is a predicted model, not a curated record. Gene Ontology annotation, molecular function: protein serine/threonine kinase activity; ATP binding. Gene Ontology annotation, biological process: protein phosphorylation. The transcript has 5 exons. NCBI's taxonomy places the organism in Eukaryota, Metazoa, Arthropoda, Insecta, Ephemeroptera, Baetidae.
CAACAGCACACGUGGGAUGGGACUUGGGAUGGGAUCCGAAAUCCGAAUUACAGAAACAAAACAAACAUUGCAUGAAGCCAGCAGUGAAAAUUUAAGUUGAUUAACAAACUUUGAUCACCAUAUAUGAUAUGGAAAUAUAAAUUAUAAAUAGUGGCCUUUUAAAAAUGACAGAAGGAACGGAGAAAGCAACUUUGCGGGCCCUGAAGAAGAUGGGCGUUAAAACAGGGCCGGUUGACCUGAAAGACUGGGAGCUUUAUCGUCAGGGUGCAGAGGCCCGCGUUUACAAGGGUUCCUACGAUGGAAGGCCGUCCAUCGCAAAGCUAAGAUUUCCCAAGGGCUACAGGCACCCCGUCCUCAAUUCUAUGCUGUCCUCACAAAGACUGCGGAGCGAAGUGAAAAGAAACCUCAAAUGUCGAACAGAAGGGAUUCUUGCUCCAGAAAUCUUGCUUGUUGAUGUGGUCCAGUGCACAAUAGUCAUGGAAGAAAUCGGCAAUGGUCGUACAUUGAAGCAAAAAAUCAAAGAGCUUGAAGACGACAGCAAUCCUGAGGACGACCUCAAGCAAAUUUCCAGCAAUCUUGGCUACUUAAUAGGACGGCUGCAUGGAGCUGGAAUGGUUCAUGGUGACCUGACUACGUCCAAUGUCCUGCUGAACCAAAAUGGGGAGAUGGUCUUGAUUGAUUUUGGGCUUGGAGGCGGUGAAGCCAGCGCGGAGGACAAGGCUGUUGACAUUUACGUGCUGGAAAGAGCACUCUCAGCUACACACCCUAACAUGGAGAAUUAUAUUUCCCUGAUCGUUGAAUCCUACAUCAAAAAUACUACAAAAGCGGAGGAAGUGGUUAAAAAACUAGAGGACGUACGACUUCGAGGGAGAAAGAGGAGUAUGGUUGGUUGAUACUGCGAAUAAAUUUAAAAUCAAUUGUCAUCUCAAAA